Messenger RNA from Chilo suppressalis (striped riceborer), 1681 nucleotides. Lineage: Eukaryota; Metazoa; Arthropoda; Insecta; Lepidoptera; Crambidae. The record is from the annotation of a GenBank genome assembly.
AUGUCGGGCUUCCAAGCAGGCGAUACUAUGCCAAAACUUGGACAUGUGACCGAUCUCCGCGAACAGUGGCUAGUUCGCGCCGAUGGAGCGCUGGCACAUCGUCUACAAGACAGAGAAAUCUCAUCACACCUAUGUGAAAAUAGGUACCGAAAUCAACAGAUACGUGAAGAUUUUCCAGUGGCUCUAAGCGAACAACGAGAUAUUGAGCAUGAAGUUUGGUUGCGUGAGAUGGCACGCCGUCGACAAGCAGAGAUCGAUGCUGAAAUAGCCAGGGAAAUGGCCGAGAUCAAUCUACGCAGACAACGCCGCCAACAUUCUUCCGAGCUGCUCCAACAGCCGAGUUCUUCUCGCGCUCAACCACCGACGCUAUUACCACCACCAGUAAACAGUGAUAUUGACCCAGAUGAGUUAGGUUUGUCUGCUAGUGAGUUAGAAGAGAUGAGAAGGCGAAUAGAACAAGAGGAAAAAGAUGCUAAAUUAGCCAGGGAACUCAGUCAUGAAGCUCAGGGCCAUGAUGCAUUACUUGCCGAUAUGAGGUGUGCAGUAGAGGCUCAAGAUGGAGAGUUGGCGAGACUGCUGCAAGAGAGAGAAUACAAGAAACUCCAAAGAGCAAAAGAGAAAGCUAGACAAAAGGCUUUGUUGAAAAAGCAACAACGAUUAGCAACACAACAACAAGGUGUACCCCCACAACCCUAUGAAAGUGAACCACCUCCGCCACAGACCACAUUGUGUGAUGCAUACAGUAACCCAAGAGAUAUGAUUAGAGAUUUUUCUAAAAUGCGAAUGUGCAAGUCUGUUGAUUCCGACUUGAAUUAUGUUGAACCCUUUGAAAAAGAACACAUUCAGUCCAAAGCAAGUGCCUUACAGUCUAAGGAACUUUCAAACCAAUAUUAUGCUCAACAACCAAGUACGUCUUCAUCAAAUUUGAACGUUUCACACAUGCACUCUAGAUCAUUUGAGUCAGAAGCGAGAGUUUCAAAUAAUAACUCUUUGCAGCAUAGACAACCUCCACCACCACCAACUUCUGGGAAAAAACCUCGUUUUCCUGAUCCCAUUAGCAUUAGACCUGCUUCUCACUACCCUACAGAUAACACACUCCCAGUUGAAGACAGCCCUCCGAACAUGCCUACUGUGUCUCAUAGCUACAGUGAAAACAAUAACCUCUAUAGUACAGCAUUCCCUGUAGACCAGGGAAAUGUGACUCCGAUGAAUACAAGCCAUAAUGGUUCUCAACCUUCGAAAAGGUUUUCUGUUAUAUCGGAUAUAACAUCUGAAGGAGCUUCGAAGAAGAAAUCUAGACAAGCUGAGAUGCACAGAAAGAGAAAGGGGUUACGGGGUCCUCAAUGGGCAGCCACUGCUGGGGCUCGUAAGGCUUGCGGGAGCCAGGCGCCGUCGUCUGUAAAUAGUAUUUUUUGUCUGCGUAUAAAAAAAAAGGCUAUCAUUUCUAUGACGUCACCAAAAUAUGUCGAGAUAUAAUAGUACGGUACACUACGACCGCAGACUGAGGGUACAACAACGAACGGGUCGCACGCAACCGUUAAGCAGUCCGCGCGGCUUACGAGCGCUCAUGGCAUACAAUCCGCUAAAAUCUGCGAAUACCCUCUACGCUGUUGAGUGCGGAACCGCAAGAUCCCCGUUGAGGCACUUCACCGCGUGUAUGAAUGGGCCAAAAGGGGCCUAG